AAUAAUAUAAAUUUGAAGGAGACUUUCGUGCGAGGUUCGCGUUUGACACGAGAAUGAGAGAAAAUAUAGUGUUGUUUGGAGAUUCAAUAACGCAGCAAGCGUUUCAAAAUGGUUGGGGUUCUUCACUCGCCGAUGCCUAUUCUCGCAAGGCUGAUGUACUUGUUCGUGGCUACGGCGGUUACAACACUAGAUGGGCUUUGUUCUUGCUCAAUCAUAUCUUCCCUCUCGGGUCGAGUAAACCGCCUAUUGCCACCACAAUUUUCUUCGGUGCUAAUGAUGCGGCUAUAGCCGGAAGAACCAGUGAAAGACAACAUGUACCUCUUCCAGAAUUCAAACAAAACCUCCAAAAAAUUGUCAACCACUUGAAGUCAAGCUCACCAACUAUGCUUAUCGUGCUUAUUACUCCACCCCCGGUUUGUGAGGAAGGGCGUCGAGCAUUUGCCAUAUCCUUAUACGGUGAUAAUGCUCGUAAAUUGUCUGAAAGAACAAAUGAAGUUACCGGUCAAUAUGCAAAAGUAUGUGUUGAGACAGCUAAGGAAAUGGGUGUGGCUUACAUCGAUUUAUGGUCCAAAAUGCAAGAAACAGAUGGCUGGCAAAAGAAAUUUUUAAGAGAUGGGUUGCACUUGACAGUAGAUGGAAAUGAAGUAGUAUAUGAAGAAGUGAUCAAGGUGUUCAAUGAGGCAGGACUUUCUGCUGAUAAAAUGCCACUUGAUUUCCCUCACCACUCUAAAAUUGAUCACAAAAAUCCUGAGAUCGCAUUCCAGCAGAAUAUUUGUGAUGCCUCAUUAUAGAAGGAUUCUGGUUUAGUCUUACAGUUUUAUAUACUCUCUUCUAUUCACGGACCUGCUAGUUUUAUUUUACCGAACUUUCUAUAUAGUUGACAAGUUUCUUAAUGAACUGUAUACAAGUUUUUAAUACUGUUUAUUAAUAAAAGCGUGUUGGUUAUUGCGUUUAA
Molecule: messenger RNA, 955 nt
Organism: Lathyrus oleraceus (garden pea)
Lineage: Eukaryota; Viridiplantae; Streptophyta; Magnoliopsida; Fabales; Fabaceae
Product: GDSL esterase/lipase At5g62930
Exons: 6
Coding region: 54-791 (245 amino acids)
Molecular function (GO): hydrolase activity, acting on ester bonds
Source: RefSeq, a predicted model, not a curated record